AUGUCUCUUUACCAAAAUAAAAUCAUCUUCUUCUCGUUUGACUUGAGUUCAGCUGACGAUCGGCGCCUCAACCUUAGCAUCCUAUCUACACCUUUUCGACGCUCGCCACCGCCAGGCAGCCGAUUCGAGAUGUGGCUUAUUGACACCGAUAGCCUCAAACUCGUCGAAGUGCAGGGCGACCCCCAGGAGGAGUAUGCGAUCCUGUCUCACACCUGGGGCAGCGACGAAGUCACGUUCCAAAGCUUCCAAGCGCUCGGCUUGGCCUCGGACACGGCACCCGGUCCGGGGUCGGGCUCCGCGGAUGCGGCCGACCAGAUCCGCUUUACCAACGGCUUCCGCAAGAUACGAGAUGCAGCCAACCUGGCCAAGAGCCAUCGCCACCGCUACCUCUGGGCCGACACCUGCUGCAUCGACAAGACUAGCAGCGCCGAGUUGUCGGAGUCCAUCAACUCCAUGUACCGUUGGUACGAAAAGGCAGCCAUUUGUUACGCGUUUCUCUCCGACGUGGAGCCAGUUUCCGUGCAGAGCCCGUUUGCCAAGGAUUCGAGUUUCCAGAAUAGUCGGUGGUUUACCCGAGGAUGGACGUUGCAGGAGCUCAUUGCGCCAAAGACUGUUGAGUUCUACGCCGGGGACUGGUCUUAUAUCAACACAAAGCAGUCGAGAAAUGUCUUUUGCCAGCUGCUUGCCAGGAUCACUAGCAUUGACGAGCAGGUGCUCUCUGGUACAUCAUUCCUCAGCGACAUCAGUGUCGCGAAUAAGAUGCGAUGGGCAGGGCAUCGACAGACGACGCGACCGGAAGACAAAGCAUACUGCCUGAUAGGAUUGUUCAAGGUAAACAUGCCCUUGCUCUACGGUGAAGGUGACCGCGCUUUCACGCGUCUGCAAGAAGAGAUCCUCAAAGAGAGCGAUGACCAGUCCUUGUUUCUCUGGGGGAUGCCAGAGGACGUUCAACCCUCGGAUGACCUCUUCGGCCUGCUUGCAAGUUCACCAAGCUCAUUCUCAAGGGUCCACUUUGACCAUGUGCGACCUCUACCUCCUUCAGAAUCCCAAGAUAGUGCGCCAACCAGUGUCACUAAUCAAGGGCUCCGAACGAAUAUCCUCCUCAUCCCCCGACAGCCGGAUGGAGAUGAGUACUACGCUCUUUUGGAUUGCAUAGUCUCCAAGGCCGACUCUGCCAGCGAGGAGAUGAGCCCUUGCAUCAUUCUACAACGACUUUGGAGUGACCAGUUCGCAAGAGUUGCCUCUGAAGAGGGCUCUGUCAUCUUGUUUCCUUUAGAUCAUUUCGAUGACGCUGAGGGGACGUACGAGAACAUCUACGUAAAGGAAAACCCAUUCUACGCACUCCCUGAACUCAGUGUGAAAACAAAGCUUCGGCCCAACUCAAAGGAUGCUGUUUCACAUCUUGCCUUCAUCAUUCACGAAGCAUAUCCGCCGGAAAGAUGGGACACCACACUAUCCGUGAUACGGACUAAAGAGCCGCACUCGAACCGCGCCAUGGUCGUUUUACGCUUCAUGUCACUUGAUCGAAGCCAGCGAUCAGUCGUAGAUGUUGCCAUUGGGCUCCGUCGGGUCCGGAGACGGUGGGAAGUGUGCUACGAGAAGCAUCCUUACACUGGCAACAGUCUCGAGUCCGUCUACCUGGAGUUUUCCGAAAUUGCUACUACAUCAGAUGGCCCUGCAUCGUACCAAAACUCAAAAGGCUUGGGUUUCAUCACCAUCGACGCCAAAGAGUCUCAAAGAAGAGGCCGUCGAUUUAUUCAGCUGGAAGUUUCCGGUACUUCGGAACUUCUCUUUGCACCAAGUGACGAGGAUGUUCUGUCAAGUACGCCUAGGCGAAGUCCAGAGCCGCAAGAGCCUGUCGUACUGUUUGACGAGGUCGGCGCAGUUACGCGUUGCUGUUGCUAUCAAGACAGGUUCACCCUUAUGCUGGCACCGACACUUCCCAUACCCGAGGGAGUGAGGACAAAGACGGCAGUCAACAUUGCCAUUCGAUUUGGAAAUGAACUUCACGCCGUCAAGAUUGAGCAAAGUAAGCCAUACGCCGAUUUGAUUCGGGCCGUUCGAGCGCGAAGUGAUAGGGAUCUCCAGUCUCUUGUAAGGCAACGAAGAGGUCUUCUUGAGCUGCGGACAGAAGAGUUUGACGACUUCAGAGCCAUUCACUGGGCCGCAACUCUUGGUUCGCUAUCCAUGCUCAAGACGUUGUUGAAGCUGGGUGCGAAUACCAUGAGUCAAACCAGAAGCGGCUUUAUGGCUGUUCAUCUUGCUAUACUCAAUGUACCUAUACUUCUACCGCGGGUUAUAUAG
This is a messenger RNA of Colletotrichum lupini, 2304 nucleotides long. RefSeq lists its product as uncharacterized. Gene Ontology annotation, molecular function: protein binding. Bases 1 to 2304 code for a protein of 767 amino acids. Lineage: Eukaryota; Fungi; Ascomycota; Sordariomycetes; Glomerellales; Glomerellaceae. The record is from RefSeq and is a predicted model, not a curated record. The transcript has a single exon.